Aspergillus affinis is the source of this 2340-nucleotide messenger RNA. RefSeq lists its product as uncharacterized. Gene Ontology annotation, biological process: dephosphorylation. Bases 1 to 2340 code for a protein of 779 amino acids. The record is from RefSeq and is a predicted model, not a curated record. Lineage: Eukaryota; Fungi; Ascomycota; Eurotiomycetes; Eurotiales; Aspergillaceae. Gene Ontology annotation, molecular function: phosphoprotein phosphatase activity. The transcript is spliced from 5 exons.
AUGGCCCUGACUCUAAGUCCCCCGGGUCAGGGAAACAUUAUCGUCGACCUCGAAGGAGACCGGCAUAUUUACGGACAAAGACCGGGUGUCUCACAUUUACCCUGUCACUGGCCGGGGGACAAACGUGCAGGACAAGACGAUCUCGAAUAUUCCACCGCAGUCUCGGGCGCCCACGCAAGGCGACCAAAGCUACAGCCAAACACCGAUUUAAAAGUGAUCCAGUUCAACCCGGUGGACAUCGAUCAGUCCAGUACGUCUGAAUUACGCUCUAGUUGGUCUCCAAAGGUGGUGGCUACUUCGACGCCGGAAUCCUGGAAUGCAGAGUUGGGGGACGUGCAGGCCUACAUUCCCACAAUUGCACCUCCUCUAUCAUCGAUAUACUCAGAUGCUAUCACAUCGGAUAGUAUUCCACUCUUUGAUUUCCUGCGAGCCGUGUUUCUGCCGCAGUUGAUUCGGCCAACUGCCCAGAGAACGCUGAUCGAUCUCUUUAGUAAUGAAUCCUUGGCUAUCGCUCUGCGCGUUCCGUUCUUCAUGCAUGCUCUUCUCGCAUGCUGUGGCGCUGAGAUUUUGGUAGAAGGGCGUCAUAUUCAAACGCAUUACCAGCAACUGGCAGAACGGCACUACACAAAGGCUGUGGCUGGGCUUCGCGCUAACCUAGACACCAAUUUGACCGACCGUGAUGGCACGGUGGUCCUGCAGACAGUAAUCAUGUUGUGCAUUUAUGAGAGAUCCAAACCAUAUCUCUCCCACGGUGUGGAUGCACAUCUUCUCGGCAUGGCACAGAUAAUAAAAGUUCGUUUCCAACAAUCCAGCCAGAAUAUGCAUCGGUCAGCUACGGACCUGGCCAUGGACCGUGUCAUUCUCGAAGCGUUCAUCUUCCACACCUCGACCAGCAUUCCUUUCCAACAGCAGGAGGCGAGUCCAGUGGACAUAGACCUUGCCUUUUCACUAGCCGAGGAAAAGCUGGAAGAUGAGUCUCAUAGAACCAUGGUGGAUCAUUCUCAUUCUCCUAUCCUCGGAGUGCCACCCCGUUUAUUCGCACACAUUCGGGAGAUUGCGCUCAUGUACCAGGGCUCACCACGGAAUGUGGAUAUCUUGAGAUGUUAUGAGCUGAUGGAAAUAGUGUCUGAAUUGGAGACAGAUAUGCAUGGAAGUCACCAGUUCGUCAGGGGCAAUCUAUCGCAGGGCAACCUAGUUUAUAAAACAGCCUCCGUUGGCCCGAGACUCUACACACUCGCUUCAAAGCUUUUACUUGAUCGCAUGAUAUGUAUAGUAUCGGGGAGCUCUCCCGCAACCGCACCCCAGCUUCUGGAAGAAGCAUUCGAUCUGGUAAAUCAGUUACAACCUUCGACUGAUUAUUAUGCCGAGUAUUACGGCUGGCCCUUCCAGGUGCUUGGCGCAUCCCCACCGUUCUGGAAUCUGUUGGGCGAGUAUAAAUACGAGUUCAGCCUUGCAGCAAGCCAAAACACCUGGAAAUAUCCCAUUCACGUCAAGCUCACGAUGGCAGCGACCUCCCAGAAAUCUAACUUGGCUGCCUGGCUUACCACGGACAUCCGUGAGAGUCUCCCCGAGGAACUGGUGGCCCACACCAUUAGCAUCCCGCCUUUCGUCUGCGUCCCAGGUACCUUCAACGUGCGCGAUCUUGCUGCCCCGGGACGGACCCUACGAUCUGGACACAUCUAUCGCUCUGGGGCCUUGACAAACCUGACUGAAGAAGGUAAACGGGCUCUGGUACAAGGCCUAGGCAUCACUACGAUAUUUGAUCUGCGAAACUCCUCCGAGCGAGUCAAAUCGCCAACCCCGGAGAUCCCCGGCAUAGACAUAAUCUGGAUGCCGUAUUCAGCCGAGCCUGGAGAGAUCAAUCUAAAAGCCUUUGCACGAGGCGAGAAUGAUUUCACGGGGUUCGUGGACCUUUAUCAUAACAUUCUAGACAUUUCUGGGCCGACAUAUCGGAGGGUAUUCGAGCAUAUACGGGACUCUCCGGACGAAUGCCUUCUGUUCCAUUGCACUGCGGGAAAAGAUCGUACUGGCGUCCUCGCCGCCCUCAUCCUGCGUCUCGUGGGCACGUCGCUAGAGGGCAUCGCUCAUGAUUAUGCGCUUACUCGCGUUGGCAUUGAGCCCGUCCGCUCGAGUCUUCUCGGUAUGUUGAAGAGCCAUGUGGGCGAUUCCGAGGAGAGUGCCGGACUGUUGGGGCUGUCGAGCCUAAGGACUGGUGCUAUCGUGGCGUUCAUUAGAGCCUUUGACAUGAAUUUUGGAACCGUCGAAAGUUAUAUGAUCUAUAGGUUGGGGCUUACCAAGGAUGACGUGAAUAUAAUUAAACAAAAUCUUCUCUCUUCCUAG